AUGGCUACCUAUAGCCUAUACUUUCAAAUUGAAUCCAUCUGUUAUUCCUGCAGACAUGUUGGAUUGCAAGCCAUUUCUCCAACUGUCAUGUCGGUCGCUACGCCUGUUGAGAAGGUAUCGGAAGAAAACUAUCCUCUGCAAAAAGAGGCAGCUGUAGAGAAUAAUUUAAAUUCAAAGAAGAAAAUAACACGAUUUGACAAGAAACCAAUUUUAAAGAGUCGUAAGAGUUUACCUGCUUUUAGGUUGCAAGACUCAUCCGAGAAUUGGGACUCUACUACUGACAAUAAUAAUAACAAUAAUAAUCAAAGCAAAAUCUCUCGUCUCUUUAAUGUUACGUUAAAAUCACCGACUGAUCGUAACAAAAGUAAUCACCACCAAGAUCAUAGUAUUGGAUCGAAGAAAGAAUUUCGUCGACAAGUAGCACAUGUUAGGGAUAAUCUUAAUCGCCAUGAGUUAUCAACCAAGCAUUCAAACAUAACUGCACCCCGCACUAGUCACGGGGUCGAAAAAGAAAAUCCACAACAAUUACAAGAGGCACUGCAAAAACGCUCUCAAUUAAGAUCGACUAAAAGUAACCAUCUACUUGAUCAAGAUAAUAAAAGGCGUAAAUUAUCGCAAAUCAAAGCUAAAUUAGCUACAACCUUUACAGAAUUAGAAAUGGAAUUGGAAAAACAAGGUGAUGAUAUUGAUGCUGAAGUUUUCACCGAUUAUCCAGCAGAUAGUAGCCAAUCGUCAAAGUCCAACAUAGCUCAAGGUAGUAGUCGUAAAUCUUCUGAUAUGAUACCUGGUGAAUCACAAGAAUUGGUAACUAGGAAACUCUCGCUAAAAUCUGUUGGUUCUAUAGCUGAUGCAAACAAUGAUAGAAAGUUAUCAAAACCGGAUACAUCUGGCGCUGAAUUUUUACACAUUAAAUCUUCCUUAAGAACAGCUUCUAAACGAUCAGCUGCCAAAAAUGAUAAUGAACCUGAAAAGGACGAGCAUCAAGUACUCGCUCAAAGGAAAUUGUCAUUGAAAAAUACUUCUCGUGGUCUUGCACAAAUUAGUGAAAGCGAUAAAAAGACUGGUAAUGAAGCCUUACCUUUCUUACAAAUGAAAAAUUUAUUGAAAUCCACUGGUAGAGGCAAGCAUAUUAUAACCGAAGCUGGCGAUGAUAACACCAAUAAUGAUACCAAGGUAGUGAAAGCAACCCGAACGGAAAGCGACAAAGAGGAACUAGUCCCUGCUCUAAUGCAGACUAAAUCUUUACUAAAACGAAAAGAGAAUAAGCUAGAAGAUGUGAAUGCAGAAAAUAAUGCUAAAUCGGCCGAGGCUUUGGCUUUUUUACAAGCGAAAGCAUUACUACGUGGUACUGGAAAGCGUGUUGUAGAUGAAGAAACACCAAAAACUGAACCGGUCUCAUCUGAUGGAGAUGCUUUUCUUCAGAUUAAAUCCCAGCUUCGAGGUACUGGAAGACGUAUUGUUGAAGAAGAAAAUGAAAAAGAAAAUGUUGAUUCCCCUUCGCCAGAGAAUGAUGGUUUACUUCAAGUUAAGUCACAACUUCGAGGUACUGGAAGACGUACUAGUGAAGAAGAUAAAGUAGAAAAUAUUGAUCCCCCUUCUCCAGAGAGUGAUGCUUUACUCGAAAUUAAGUCACAACAUCGAGGUACCGGUAAACUUACCAUGGAUAAAAAACCAGCAAAGGAGGAGUCAACAUUUCCCCAAAGUAAUAUUUCCCAUCAGCCGAGGAAAAUCUCUUCUGUUACUGUACAGCCUGUUGCUCAAAAAAUAAAUGACAACAAAAAAAGUACAUCAGAACCAAUAGUGUCAAAAGUGGCUCCUACUAGUGCUAAAACUGAAAAGAUGAAAGCACAAGAACGAAAACUAUCUAGUGAAGCGGAAGAUAUUAAAAGUGAAUUAAUAUCUUUAAAAAGUCAGCUAAGGAAAACAGACAAUAAAUUUGCAGAAGAAGUCAGCCAAAUCAAGGAACAGGAAACUAUUAAAGAAGCAGUGGAUGAUGUGGAUUCGGAAUUACGGUAUAAAAACUUUGCCACAUCACGUAGAGCCGUAAGGCCAAAUCGUCGACAGCGAACUUCUGCCAAUCCGUUAAAAUCAUUGCAGAACAGAUCUGAUUUACUGGAAGAUGAAGAGGCUGCUGGAAAAAGAGCAACAGCUACCUCUGGAGAAUCGCUUUCAACGCGUAUUCGACUUCCCAAAAACCAACAAUUUGCUCCAGCUGCAGUUGCUGGACUUGCUGCUGAUUUAGAUUUCACCUCAGUUUCUCUUCGCAAGCAAGAGGAUAUUCCACCACCGUGCUACCCUGAUGUUAUACUACUUCAUAUUAAAGGGCGCCGUAAUGUCCAGUGCCGUUUUGUUGAACCUAUUUCCUCAUCAAUCAACAUUGGCGAUGCGUUUAUUUUGAUAACGCAACAAGAUAUAUUUCUAUUAUUAGGAGAUAAAGUUAACGUAAUUGAAAAGAAUAAGGCUGCUGAGAUAGCGACACUAAUUAUUCAGCAGAAAGAUUACAAUUGUAAAGCCUCACGACCGAUCAUCUACGAUAACGUUAAGGAUUGUGAUUUUAACGGUGUUAAUACCGACAAAUUUUGGGAAUAUUUAGGUGGAAAACAGCCCUUUACUCCUCUGGAUUCUGCCUUAAGUGAUGAAGAAUUUGAACAAGGAAUCGAUGCCAUCAAUCAAAUAUUUGUUGUACAAUGCAAUCCAACGGAAACAUUGGUAGAGUUAGAUGAUUGCAGCGGUAAACCUUUGAGAGUUUCCUUAUUAGAUUCCAAAAAUGUUUAUGUUUUGGAUUUUGGCAGCGAGGUCUACGUUUGGGCAGGCCGAUUCGCAGAAACGGACGCUAGACGAGCCGGAAAUAGGCUUGGUCAAGAAAUGUUUGAUAAAGAAUACCAGUUUGCAGGCCCCAUCAAUCCUUUACUGCCAAUAAGCAUUGACAACUAUGAUGAAGAUGAAAAGAAGGUCUCGACGGCUAGGCCUCCAUGGGGUUUUUUCCAAAUUCUUAAAGAACGCACAGAAACGUCUGCUUUCAGAGAAAAAUUCUUCGAUUGGCCUGAACCCGGUCUUUCGGAUAAUUCUAGAACUCUUAAAAUGACUUAUUUUGAAGAAAAAACGGUUAAAAAGAAGAAACCAUCGAUUCCUUCAGAACUUACAGUCUACGAUGCAAAGAAUAUGAUUAAGAAUGAGAUAGAGGAACCGAGUACUAUAUUAGAAGGUCAAGAUAUAGGAAGAGGUGAAGGUGUACCUUGCAAAGCCGGAGAACCUGGCAAUGAAGUAGAACAUUUAUCUGUAAAGAUAUGGAUUGUUAGUGGUCGUGUCCAUGAAGCUCUAGAUCCGAAGGAAUAUGGAGAGUUCUAUUCGGGAGAAACUUAUGUAAUUUGCUGGCGAUAUCGGGUAACAGUUAUUUAUGGCAAAAGACGUAGAGCACAGCACAAAACAGGCCGAGAUCGAACUGUGUAUUUUUAUUGGCACGGAAGCGAUUGCAGUAUUGGUGAUAAAGGAACUUCAGCUCUAUUAACUGUAGAGCUUGAUGAUGAGAAAGCUCCGCAAAUACCGUUGGAACAAGGAAAUGAACCACCUUGUUUUUUUCUUUUAUUUAGUGGAAAAGCAGUUUUCCAUAUUGGAAGGCGAAAUAAAGCAAUGAGUCCUGGAAUUGCAGAUGAUAAAACAUGUCGUAUGUUUCGAAUCCAAAAUGAAACUUUAAACGAAACCUGUUUGGUGGAAAUCUUGCCGCGUACUACAUCACUGCGGUCGCGUUCCUGUUUGAUUAUUGUUGUUCCUGGUAAGAUUUUAUACGUUUGGAAUGGUUUAAAGGCUUCUGAGGCGAUACGUAAAAUGGCGAAACAUGCUGCGGAGUCUUUUCUGUCCCGGUUGGAAGAUGUAGCUGAGAGUCAGGAAAUCGAAGAAGGUGAUGAGACUAAGGCAUUUUGGACCAUUCUUGGAGGAAGGGAUGACUAUGGAUCUUUAUCAUGGAGUGAUAAAAGCUAUAAUUUCAGACCGAGACUAUUCGCCAUGAAUAGUAAGACUGGAUACUUUAUCGCAGACGAGAUUCUAUCUCCGACUAGAGUACCUAAAGAGCCAUAUCCUUUUCCUUUUGUUCAAUCAGAUAUUUAUUCUGCGGAACAGCCUGCUAUUUUUCUUGUUGAUGCAUACCACGAGGUAUAUUUAUGGCUUGGUUGGUGGCGAAUAGUUGAUGGUGAAGAAAGUGUUGCUAGAAUAGGUGCUGCUGAUGUUCGCUGGAUUAAAAAUAAAAAAUUAGCUAUUGAAACAGCCUAUAAUUAUUGUCAAGCGUUGAAACGUGAUAUGAGUGCAGCUAUGAUUGUGCUAGCAGGCUAUGAACCAAUUGCUUUUCAAGCUAUCUUUCCAGAAUGGGAUGUUGAUAUGGAUGCAAGAAAAGCAAAUAUGAAGGAAUUUCGCAGUGUGUAUUCUAACAAAAGAGUAUUAAUUCAAGACGAAAUGAAAAAAUUGUUAACAAAGACUAUCUAUUCGCUUGAAUUAUUACGAACUAAUCUACCCGACGAUGUUGAGCGCGAGAAAAUGGAAGAAUACUUAAGUGAUGAAGACUUCCAAAUCGCUAUUAAGAUGAGUAGAAGCGAUUUUGCUGCACUUCCAAAGUGGAAAAAGCUACAAAUAAAGAAACAAGCAGGAUUAUUUUAA
Trichoplax adhaerens is the source of this 4647-nucleotide messenger RNA. RefSeq lists its product as uncharacterized. Gene Ontology annotation, biological process: cytoskeleton organization; actin polymerization or depolymerization; actin filament severing. The coding region runs from base 1 to 4647 and encodes 1548 amino acids. Gene Ontology annotation, molecular function: phosphatidylinositol-4,5-bisphosphate binding; actin filament binding. Gene Ontology annotation, cellular component: cytoplasm; actin cytoskeleton. The record is from RefSeq and is a predicted model, not a curated record. Lineage: Eukaryota; Metazoa; Placozoa; Uniplacotomia; Trichoplacea; Trichoplacidae. The transcript is spliced from 23 exons.